Molecule: messenger RNA, 2799 nt
Organism: Coffea eugenioides
Lineage: Eukaryota; Viridiplantae; Streptophyta; Magnoliopsida; Gentianales; Rubiaceae
Product: U-box domain-containing protein 2
Exons: 2
Coding region: 1239-2645 (468 amino acids)
Molecular function (GO): protein binding
Source: RefSeq, a predicted model, not a curated record
CAUCUUAAUCCGCUGAUUAACCCUAAUCUCAAUGAUAUAACGCAUGUCCUCGGGUGCUUAAUUUUAUUGUUUUCUUAAUUGGAAAUAAUUUUACCUAUUUGUGUUUCUUAUGAUUUGCAAGAGAUAUAUACUUGUCGUUGAAACUACAUGUACUAUUAAUUGGGGCUCUGCUUGAUUGGAAUCAUUUUAGUCUCGGCUGAGGUCUUUCUUUCUCUAAUUCAAUCUGUUCUUCUUUUUUUUUUUCUUGCCCUUUUUUGCUUUUCUCUUGAUGACUAUGUAUCCCGCCAAUUAUGAGGGAAAUUUCCACAAUUUGGUGAAAUAACUGAUAAUUUGUAUCGGGUUUUCCCUUAUGAUUCAAUUUGUAUAGUUUAUUAUUACCAUUCACGGAUCAAAGUCAGUUCUUUAAAGUGGCUGGAUUACAGUUGCUUUGCCGAGAUGUGGUCUAUUUCCAUAUUAUGGGUUCGUUUCAUAGACAUGGAUUCAUUGGAUGACAUGACUGAUCAUGGAUGAGUGAAUGAGGAUUAAUUUCGGAGUAUUAGGCCCUGUAAAUUGUAUUUUUUUUCCUUUUUCUUUUUCUUGCUGUCAUUUUGUACUCAAUUUACCAAAAUUACCAGUAAAAAGCCAAUGUCUUAGAUAAAAAUUUGAUUGUAUAUUGGUUCUGAUGCUGAUUUUCUUCUCGGGAGUACUUGUAGCUGAUGAUGACGACGUAUUGGUUAUGCACUAGUUUGAUGGUUUUGCUUGCUUUCUGUCUGCUAUGGCGAGUGGUACUCUGGUUAGUCAAUCGCAAAUAAGCUUGAAAUGUGGUCAUGGACUCGUAUGGCUGAACUGUUCUUCUAGGUGUCUGAUGUAGAAUGUGAAUCUUCUUUAUGAAGUAAAAGUGAUUCUAGCUUCUAAGUUGGGAGUUCUUGUACUGGGUCCUCAGUGUGCAAGAUUAGUAAAGCUAGUCUAGUGUCAUCUUUUACAUGUUCCGUUUUAUGGUUUUUGGCGGAUUCACUGAUGCUGAUCAUUUUGAAGUUUGUUUUGGGUAAGAAAAGAGGUUCUGGAACUUAUGUAGAGCUGCGAUUUUGUACAUUCAUUUGCUGCCUUGCAACUAAGCAUUCAUUCUUUUACAUGUUCUGUUUUGAGGUUUUUGGUGGAUUCACUGAUGCUGAUCAUUUUGAAGUUUGUUUUGGGUAGGAAAAGAGGAGUUCCUUCUAAUGGAGAUCCGAAGUUGACCAAUUAUCGGUCUUCUGCUCAAUAUGAUGGAUAAAUUGGAUACAAAACAGGCAGAACUAGGCACAAAUUGGGAGAGGUCAUUUCAUCUAUAUGAAACUGUGAUUGCAGGUGAUGAAAAAUCUAAGCGUAUCCAAGCCACCUUCAAGCUUGGGCGCAUGUCCAAACAUGCACCUGAAAAUAUUUUAGCUUGUGCCAUACCAGUCCUUGUGGAGCUUCUCAGAAGCCCAUUUGACAAUCAGACUCCAUCCAUUCACGGAGCAUCUGCCUACUGCUUAAAAUGCAUUGCUUGCUUAGGGGAAGGUAGAUUGGCUGUAAUCAUCGGCCAGUGUGGGGCAAUUCCUUCCUUGUUGAGCUUAUUACAAGCUUCAGAAAGCAACCUGCAAAUGGUUAUUUUGAAAUGCCUUCGCAACAUGGUGACUUUCAGUGAUAGUAAUCGCCCGGCUGUAGUUAGAAAUGGUGGUUUGGAAAUUGUUCUCAAUAUGUUAAAUGCUAGUCCUGACGGAUUAAAAAGGCCUUUAUUGGAAAUUUUGAGUGCAUUAUCUCUUUUGAGAGAGGUUAGAAGGGUACUUCUCAAUUCAGGUGGCCUUCGUUUUCUUAUUGAAUCAGCAAAGUGUGGCAGCAUGGCAUCUAGAACUAGAGCUGCUCAAGGGAUUGGGUUGCUGGGAUUGGUUAAAAGAGCCAGGCGUACACUUGUUAAUUUUGGGGCAGCGGCAGCACUCCUGGACUUGAUUCAGAAUGGGGAUACUUCAGCUAAAUUGGUAGCUGCUAAUGCACUUGGUGUGAUUUCAUCGCACGUUGAUUAUAUUAGACCAGUUGCUCAAGCUGGAGCCAUCCCAGUGUAUGCUGAGAUUCUCGAGGGAUGUGAACCAUUAGGCAAGGAGAUUGCGGAGGAUGUGUUCUGCAUAUUGGCUGUAGUUGAAGAAAAUGCUGCUCCAAUUUUUCAGCACCUGGUUAGAAUCCUAAGAGGAAGUAAUGAUGAAGCUAAGGCAGCAGCGGCGGAUAUUACAUGGCAUCUGGCAAGUUACAAGCAGUUGGUGUCCGUCGUGCAGGACUCGGGUGCAAUUCCGGCGUUAGUUGAGCUCCUGAGGAGCGGUAAUGGUGAUGUUAAGGAAAAGGUUUCUGGGGCCAUUGCCCAAUUCAGUUACAAUAAGUCUGGGAGAGUAGCUCUUGCUGAUUCAGGAGUGAUUCCAUUGCUUAUUCAGAUGUUGGAGGACGAGUCUCAGGAACUGAGAGAAAAUGCUGCUGAAGCACUAGUCAAUUUUUCAGAGGAUCCAUCACUAGGUGAUAGAGUAUCGUGUGUGUUGGAUAGUCCUUUAUUUCAGGACACGCAGGAUAAACUGAUGCAAAUUCGUGCCUCUGAUGCACGCUUGGAUUCAUCUUUGAGACUGUUGAGCAUCGAACACCUCACUUUGGAUCCUAGCCUUUCCUGAUUUUUGUCCUUUAAAGGAUCUCUGUAAAUCGAGUUGCAAAUUGGCAAUGCAUGUACAUAUUCAGUAAGAGAAUGCCGGUCGUCUAAAACCCGUUUUGGCAAUCAAAAAAGAUGAAUGCUUGUUCAAGACAGUUUGUGCAGUUUUUCCUUGUCCA